ACGAAGAAAGAGAAAUCGACCUCUGGUUUAGCUAAUAUUUUUGUUGUGCUGCCACUAUAACUGAGGCCAGGGUCCUGGGACACCCACCAAGAGCAGGCCUUCCACCAAUAAGUACCAUGAAGUCUGUUAUACUUUUUUUUUUUAUAGUGCGUGAAUCAGUUUCAUCUUCAGCGACUUUGCCGCAAGUAAAUCGAGAAAGAUGUCUUGACUAAUGGUAAUAUAUAUUAUUAUGUAACUCCAUCCAUUCUCUGAUUUUAACUAAGCUUAUUAUUUACUUUAGUUAUACUAUACUUUUUUAAUGAAAAAUUGAAUAAUGUUAACUGAAUUUCUUUGUCUGAAUAAAUUUUUGUAAGAACAACUUGUGUUCAUUUCAUUUUCUUCUCUUGUUCAUUCAUGACACAUUAUAACAUUGGAAGUUAAGUCUCCGCUCAGUCUUUCUUUACUAAAAGUGUUCCCAUUUAUAUAGAUUUAUAGUCUGUGGUGUAUGCAAUAGGGAGAGCUGGAAAGGAGGCCUCCUUUUCAAACAGGUCCCAAGCCUCUCACAUGCCGUGACUUAUAUUUUCAUUGCUGUUGAUUCUUCCUCAUCAUCUGUUACUGCUGAUGGUGUCAUUGUUGGUCGAAAUUUGCAUCCUAUUAUUUUGUAGGUGUUGUUGUUACUAUCGUUGAGGUAAUGCCGAGUCAGCAACAUAGAUUCUAUCUCCAGUUAAUUCUGAAAUUUAGAAAAGCAAGAGCAAGCAUCACCACAAUGAUCUAAUCGGCUCUACCUUUUUUUUCUCCUCCCCAUUCUCGAUGACGACGGCGAGUUAGAACCACAGAAUUCUACACUAGUGUAGAAUUCUGUGGUUAGAACUGACAAAAUUACUGCAUAAUAAUAAUGUUACCUCAUAAUAAAACGAUGGCGAUACUGUUCCGAAAGAAUAGAUAUAAUACGAAUGUUUUACGUGCGCUUUCGUCACAAAUUUAAACUGCUAGGUGCUGUAAGAGGACUCAACAUUCGACACUCACAUACAACCAUAAUAAUAUUAUUAUAAACAAAUGAAUGUUCUUGCUGGGAAGCAAUAGGAAAUCAAUCUGAAAUAGAAAAUCUAGAUGCAAGAUCCAGAUCUGGAUAGGCCUACAUUUUCUUUGAUUUUAUUCCUCUGUUUCAAUUUUCAUACUCUGGCUUCCAUUACUUAAAUAUACCUAUGACGUAAUGUCAUAAAAUACGGUGAAAGUGAAACGAAACGACAUGACAUCAUGAUGUUCUGAAAUAGGCUACUCCACAAACACCCGGCUCUGGGACCGAUAGGAACCCAAGAAUGAUGAUACAGUGACUCCUUUGUUCAAGUCAAGAGCUGUGAGCAUUUAUAAUAUAAUGAGUGUGAGAGGCAAAAGGAAACAAGAAGCAGACUGUGAGGUGUCUUCUGUGGAAAAUAAGAGCAAGUACUUUGGGAAUGUAAAGGAUGCGUCUACAAGCGAACCAAAAUCUAAUGAUGUUAAUGCUGCAGACAGUAAGAUUUCCGAUGCAAAUGUAGGAAAGGAAGCUGAUGAUAAUUCAGACGGCAAUUCCGUACGGCUUGUUGGUGAAUUCUACAAUAAACCGUGCACAGACCUAGCACAGGCAUUACUUGGCAAGAGAGUUGUACGUCUAGUUAAUGGAGAGAGACUAAGUGGCAGGAUUGUAGAGACUGAGGCGUAUUUGGGUCUAGAGGACAAAGCAGCUCAUUCUUACAAAGGCAAGAAAACUGACAAGAAUACAGCAAUGUUCAUGACUCCGGGCACGAGCUAUGUGUACAAUAUUUAUGGCGUGUACUGCUGUUUUAACAUUUCUAGUCAAGGUGAAGGAGCAGCUGUGCUAAUUCGGGCGCUGGAAGUGAUAGAAGGUGCUGAGGUUAUGAGGAAGAGUCGAAUGGCAAAGACUUCCAAAGCCAUGAAAGAUAAAGACCUGACUAAUGGACCGUCCAAGCUGUGCCAGGCACUUCAAAUAAACAAGGGCCUGUUCAACAAAGUUGAUUUGGCAACUUCCCAGGAGCUAUGGCUUGAGCAAGAUACAGGGGUUGAAGCCAGCAAGGUUGUCAGAAGUCCAAGAAUAAAUAUUGGUUAUGCUGAAGAAUGGGUGGACAAACAUUUAAGAUUUUAUGUUCUUGGUAGUUCUUUUGUAAGUGUGAGGAAUAAAGAAUGUGAAGCGAAGUGCCCUGGUUAGCAGGAUUUUCUGUUUUAUAACAUAUCCUCCUCUUUACAUGAUAGCCUCACAGAAUACUAACUCAAGACAUUCCAACUGCUGUAUAAUUUGUUUUAUUUGAGAGCUUUAUGUUCGCAAAACCCACAUGACAUUUUCAUAAUAAUAGCUUUUUAGGACAUGCAAUCAUCAUAAAUGAAUUUCAUAUUGUAAAAUUCAUGAUAAUCAGAUAUUCAAAGAAAAAAAUGAGUUUUUUAGAUAUUAGCAUACCAUACUGGGUUGGAUAAUGCCAUGGUAGAAUGUCAAAUUUAUGUUGAUUGUCCUGUGAUAGUUAUCAGUGCCAAACAUAAAUGCUUAAUCGUCCUGUUCAGUCUUUGAAACUGCAGGUAACAUUAUAGUCCUAAGUCUUGAAAUGCCUCAAAUUGAUAUUUAAGUCAGAAAUCAUAACUAUAUGUUUAGACUGUGCUAUCACUAGAAAAUUGUUGUGAGAAGUUGACUUGAUUAUUAAUACUUUAAACCCCUUCAGCACAGUAUAGAUUAUUUUAGAGGCUGGCUGCUUUGACCCUGCUCAUCAAGCUCAUCUCUGGCUGUUGGGAUUCUAUGUUGAAGGUUGGACUUACUCAAUGGAAUUUCUUUCUUGUAUGGUAACUGAAUUCUUGUCUUUUGCUUCUAAAGUAAAGAGCCUAACUACUGAAAGGUUAUGGAUUUUAAUCAUCAUUAUUGAUGAUCUAUGAUCAAGGGAUCAUUCUUGUAAUUUUAAAAAAUCUGCCUUUUAUGUCGCUAGUGAGGUCAUGUAAUGAUGCCUAUGUCAAAAAAA
Messenger RNA from Aplysia californica (California sea hare), 2975 nucleotides. RefSeq names its product probable DNA-3-methyladenine glycosylase. NCBI's taxonomy places the organism in Eukaryota, Metazoa, Mollusca, Gastropoda, Aplysiida, Aplysiidae. Gene Ontology annotation, biological process: base-excision repair. Gene Ontology annotation, molecular function: DNA binding; alkylbase DNA N-glycosylase activity. The record is from RefSeq and is a predicted model, not a curated record. The transcript has 5 exons. Bases 1355 to 2182 code for a protein of 275 amino acids.